Saccostrea echinata is the source of this 426-nucleotide messenger RNA. RefSeq lists its product as uncharacterized. The transcript has a single exon. Lineage: Eukaryota; Metazoa; Mollusca; Bivalvia; Ostreida; Ostreidae. Gene Ontology annotation, molecular function: DNA binding. Gene Ontology annotation, biological process: DNA integration; DNA transposition. The coding region runs from base 1 to 426 and encodes 141 amino acids. The record is from RefSeq and is a predicted model, not a curated record.
AUGGCUCCGAGGGGGAAAGACCUUUCACUCGAGCAAAAGCAGACGAUAAUUAAAUUGAAUGAGAGUGGUUUAAGUAGCCGGAAAAUUUCGGAAAUUAUCGGAAUAAGUCCAAAUUCCAUACAGAAAGUUGUAAGACGAAAUGCUGAAAGGGGUUCCGUGGAAAACAGAGAAAGACCGGGAAGACAACGAUUGGUGGGCGAAAGAGGUGAUCGCGUCUUGUCAAGGUUGGUAAAGAAAAAUCGUCGUCAGAUUCUGUCAGAUUUAACUGAUAAAUUUAACGAAUCUGUACCACAGAAAGUGUCUAAUAGAACUGUUAGAAGGAGAUUAAAAGAACAGAAAUAUCAAAGAUGCUCCGUUUCAAAGAAAAUAAUCUCGAAACCAAAUCGUCAAAACCGUGUUUUGUGGUGUCGAUCCAAAUUAGGGUGA